UAUAUAUUACAAAUCUUAUCAUCUUCCUUUGCUGGUUCAGUUCAAAUUCAUGAUGGUUUUGUCCAAUGCCUUGCAUCACAAAACUCAAGCUCAAUAUCUGACAUUAUUUACACCCCAGAAAACUCAUCAUAUCUGUCCAUUUUGCAAUCCUCAGCGCAGAAUUUGCGAUCCGCAUCAAUCUCAUCCUCAGAGCCAGCUUACAUUCUUACACCAUGUGUUGAAUCCCAGAUUCAGGCAGCAAUUUAUUGUGCCAAGAAACUGGGCAUUCAAAUUCGAGUCCGAAGUGGUGGACAUGACUAUGAAGGUCUUUCUUACAUUUCAAGAAUCCCAUUUGUCAUUGUGGAUCUCAGAAACCUCAGCUCGAUAUCUGUUGACACAGAAAACUAUGCUGCAUGGGUUCAAGCUGGUGCAACUUUGGGCGAACUCUAUCACAGGGUUGCUGAAAAAAGUAGGAGACUAGCUGUUGUCGGCGGUACUUGUCACACGGUAGGUGUGGGAGGGCACUUCAGUGGAGGAGGAUACAGCAUGAUGUCGCGCAAAUUCGGGAUGGCUGUUGAUCACAUCAUUGAUGCCAAAAUCAUUGAUGUUAAUGGUCAAAUUUUGGAUAGAAACUCCAUGGGAGAGGAUCUCUUUUGGGCCAUUAGAGGCGGUGGAGGAGCAAGUUUUGGGAUUAUUGUUGCAUGGAAAAUAAGCCUAGUUUCGGUUCCAGAAAAUGUGACAAUUUUUAACGUAACCAAGACAAUGGAUCAAAAUGCAAUUGAGCUAGUACACAAGUGGCAAUACAUUGCUGACAAGAUUGAUCCAAACCUAUCAAUCAGGCUUGAAUUUAAUGCUGUAUCUUCUCCCCAAGAUGGAAACAGAACGAUCAGAGUAUCGUUUCUUGCUUUAUUUCUUGGCGGAGUUGAUGAUCUCCUUUAUUUGAUGCAGCAAAGCUUCCGCGAGAUGGGCUUGGUAAAAGAAGAUUGCAGCGAGAUGAGCUGGAUUGAGUCCACACUCUUCUUUGCAUCAUUACCCAGAGACGAAUCCAUUGAUGUUCUUCUAAGCAGGACUCCAGUGUAUAGGCUGUACUUCAAGGGGAAAUCCGACUUUGUUAGGCAUCCCAUUUCAGUAAAUGGUCUAAAAGGAAUGCUCCAAAGAAUUUUGGAAGAAGAUAGUACUAAUGCAUAUCGUUCGCUACAGUUCAGUCCUUAUGGAGGAAGGCUGAGUGAAAUCUUAGAAUCUGCGACAUCUUUCCCUCAUAGAGGAGGGAAUGUUUACAUCAUUCACUAUUGGGCUGCCUGGAGUAGAGAAUACAAUAAUGCAGAAAAUACGAGAGAAAUGAAGUGGAUCAGAAGGAUUUACAAAUACAUGGAUCCCUAUGUUUCAAAGUCCCCAAGAGCUGCCUAUUUGAACUACAGGGAUCUUGAUUUGGGAGUCAACAAUAUUGAUGGCAUCACAAGCUAUGAAAAAGCAAGCAUUUGGGGAACUAAGUAUUUGAAGCAAAAUUUUGACAGAUUGAUGGAGGUAAAGACUAUGGUGGAUCCAGGAGAUUUCUUUAAGAACGAGCAAAGCAUUCCACCAUUAUCAGAAGGUUGCCUUCGAGCCUCUACUUCUGAGUCCGGUAGUUCACCUUGUGAGAGGAUUCGGCAGUAG
Messenger RNA from Coffea eugenioides, 1632 nucleotides. RefSeq names its product berberine bridge enzyme-like 24. Gene Ontology annotation, molecular function: oxidoreductase activity; FAD binding. The transcript is spliced from 3 exons. NCBI's taxonomy places the organism in Eukaryota, Viridiplantae, Streptophyta, Magnoliopsida, Gentianales, Rubiaceae. The record is from RefSeq and is a predicted model, not a curated record. The annotation marks the transcript as partial.